Molecule: messenger RNA, 7644 nt
Organism: Paralichthys olivaceus (Japanese flounder)
Lineage: Eukaryota; Metazoa; Chordata; Actinopteri; Pleuronectiformes; Paralichthyidae
Product: synaptotagmin-2-like
Biological process (GO): cellular response to calcium ion; synaptic vesicle endocytosis; regulation of calcium ion-dependent exocytosis
Cellular component (GO): synaptic vesicle membrane; dense core granule; exocytic vesicle
Molecular function (GO): clathrin binding; calcium ion binding; phosphatidylserine binding
Source: RefSeq, a predicted model, not a curated record
CAGGAGGGGAACGCAGCAGAGCGAGUGGGCAAGAGGAAAGGGAAGAAAAAAAACUGCAGUGUGUGAGUGUGUGUAGUUUUUAUCCCUCCCCUGAACAGAUCUUUAUCAAUUUGGGUACUCCGGUCCUGGGGUACAUUUGAAUGGGUGUCUGUGUGUGUGUAUGUGGCAGAGUUUACAGGAGGACAGAGUAAAGUGUCUCCGAGCCUGUGGAGAAAGGGAAGAGCGUGCUGUCCAGGAAAGAGCGACCUGCUUAGAAGGAUUCCAGACUGACAACAUCUCACUGUGAUUGCCUCCAGCCACUUUUCAAGCUUCGAGAGUUUGGCUGGACCGUGCGUGCAGCCUAAACGAUGAAGUUAAACUUGUUCAGGUAUCAGACAACACCCAUGGUCGCUGCUAAGCCAACAGGGGACAGUGCCUUGACUGUGACCCCAGCCCCUGUCGCAUUAGUCUCUGCUGACAACUCCACCGAACCAGUCAACAAGAACGAUGCCUUCGACGAGAUCAAAAACAAGUUCCUGAAUGAAAUCGACAAGAUCCCACUGCCAUCCUGGGCCAUCAUUGCCAUCGCCGUGGUCGCUGCUUUACUCAUUCUCACGUGCUGCUUCUGCAUCAUCAAGAAAUGCUGUUGCAAGAAGAAGAAGAACAAGAAGGGCAAGAAGGGGAAGGGUGACAUGGGAAUGAAGAACCUGAAAGGCGGAGAGAAACUACAGGACGACGACGAUGAGGAAGAUGAUGUCGAACCCGGGCUGACUGGUGACGAGAAAGAGGAGGAGGUGAAGGAGAAGGAGAAGCUGGGGAAGCUGCAGUACUCCAUUGAUUACGAUUUCCAGGAGAACAAGCUGACUGUGGGAAUCCUGCAAGCUGCCGACCUCCUCUCCAUGGACAGCGGCGGCACCUCUGACCCCUACGUCAAGGUCUUCGUCCUCCCUGAUAAGAAGAAGAAGUAUGACACUAAGGUCCACAAGAAAACACUCAACCCCGUCUUCAAUGAGACUUUCGUCUUCAAGAUCCCGUUCCAAGAGAUGGGCGGGAAGACUCUGGUAAUGUCCGUCUAUGACUUUGAUCGCUUCUCCAAACAUGAUGUCAUCGGAGAGAUUAAAAUACCCAUGAACACCCUUGACCUGGCUAAGCCAAUUGAGGAGUGGCGAGACCUGGACAGCGCAGAUCAAGAAGAGCCGGAGAAGCUGGGUGACAUUUGCAUCUCCCUGCGUUACGUCCCCACUGCUGGAAAACUCACCAUCUGUAUUCUGGAGGCUAAGAACCUGAAGAAAAUGGACGUGGGUGGACUGUCAGAUCCCUAUGUGAAAAUCAACCUGCUGCAGAACGGAAAGAGGCUGAAGAAGAAGAAGACGACGGUGAAAAAGAACACUUUGAACCCGUACUACAACGAGUCCUUCAGCUUUGAGAUCCCUCUUGAGCAAAUGCAGAAAAUCCAAGCCGUGAUCACCGUGCUGGACUACGACAAGAUUGGCAAGAACGAUGCCAUCGGGAAGAUCUGGGUGGGAAGCAAGUCCACGGGGGCCGGGCUCAAACACUGGUCCGACAUGCUGGCCAACCCCCGUCGUCCAAUCGCCCAGUGGCAUCCGCUGCAGCCGGAGGAGGAGGUGGAUGCUUCCCUCGCAGCCCUGACGGCCAAGAAGUAAACCCCACACCCCCGAGACCACAUCGCCCCCACCCGCACCUCUCUUACCCAUACAUCCUCCCAUCAGGCCCCACAUAUCAGUGUAUAUUCCAGAAGAUCACCCCCCUCCCCUCUCCGACUUUGCAUCCACUCCCCCACUCCCACCCUCCUCCUCUCCCACCUUUGAAAAGAUCCAUAGAUACCAUUCGACAUGAUGGGGAAAUAUAGUUUAAAAAAAAGCAUCAUGUUAUAUUAAGUCGUGACAAAAGAAGACAAGUUACAGGAUGGACAGAGACUCCGUUGAUUUCCUUUAAAUCUAUUUUUGUAUUGGGGUUGUGGUUCCAUUAAUAAGAAUACAGAGGAGACUAUAAAGAACAGGUAGAGUGCUAUAUGGGAAUCUAGUGAUAGAGGGGAUAAAACAUAAUGUUCACUCAUAGUGUACUUCUCACCCCUUCCCUUUAGUGACACAGUUUGCUUAGAAUAGCGCUUAAUAAUAAAAUGCUUUAUACUGCCAUAGUACAGAGAGAUAACACAAGCAGGUCCAUUCCUUCGGUGUAUCGUGCACCAUGUUUUACACCUGCCAGUGAUCAUACUAGAUGAUUCUGUUAGUUUGAAGUACAUUCCUAGAGCUGGGUAGCCAGUAGGGAUAAGCACAUAUCCGGUUACCCACAAACACACUGCCGUUUUUGAUUAGUUAACACGCCACCCUUCGUCUCAGGAAAACUGAGAGGAAACUGAAGCUCCAUGCCUUUUUUUCUAAACGGGUCGUUAUUUCUUCUUCUUAUUAUUCCUCUUAUUGUUAUUAUUCUAAUCCUCCACUUGACGAGAAAGAAAUGUCGGAUUCAAAAACUUCUCUUUUCGGUGACGUAAGGCUCGUGACUAUAGUGCUAGUUUAUCCAUGAAAUGGAAUAAAUCAGGGGAGAGGGAGGGAAGGAUGGAUUUUCAGUUUAAAAGAAAAUAAGCGUGUGUGUGUGUGUGCGUGCAUGUGUGUGCGAGUGUGUGCGCGUCUGUCGUGCGAACAACAAAAAGCGAAGAAAUAUCAGAGCGGGUACAACAGAGACUGAUUCCAACCACCAAACGACAUGAUAUUUACAGAGUGUCGAUUACUGCCCGCAGUCCACCACCACCCCCCCUCCCCGACGCCUCCGAUUCUGUAUCUCACUUGUUCAGUGCUACUGCCAUUAGUCAUGGACUUGACACAAGGGUUUUACUUCAAAGAAAUCCCUAUAACCGUCUUACAGUCAUAAAGGAGACAAGCCUUCCAAGUAACAAAAUAAGCAAUUUUCAACUACCAGGGACGCCUUCCAGUCAGCGGUGUUGUUCUCUUCAUUUCUCUCUUCUCCUGUUUGUUUCUCUCUUUUAUUGAUCCAGCUGUACUUCUUCAUUUUAUUUUACUUCAAACACUUUUAUUCCUCAAGCACUUUAAAUCCAAAUGUUGCGUUUAAGUACCCUCAGAAACCAGAGCUUUAAUUGUUUAUGUUAAGAUUAGCUGGGUUUAAAAAAAAAAAAAAAAAGAGCGAGGGAGUGCGUUAUAUUUGCUUUUUGUUUUUGCCUCAGCUUUUUAUGUGUUUGCAUAUUACGUUCCUCACUUGAUUGAAAGGAAACGGUCUGGAAGAAGGCACUGAUCCGUGUGUAUUUGAAUACACAGCUUACCAAACUGUCGAAUUUAAUUGCACUACUGGGUAUUAAUUCUGUUCUGUGAUUGUGUAAUUAAUUUUUUUUUUGUGGUGAAAUGUUGUGAUGUUGAAUUUUUCUGUGGCACAACAGACAAGUGUCAAAACAUAGACUGGAUCUAAUGCUGCUCGUCCACAGAAUGUCAUCGAUUCAUUUGGAAAUUAAUAUUCCAACGUCCCGUGACAAAAUCCAAAUUGACAAAAAAACCUAAUUAGGAAUUAAAAUCCUGCCAUUGACAAGCUGCUAGGAAUCCAGAAAACCUAAAAUGAAAUAGCUGUGUGCAGCGAAACCUUCCUGUUGACUGUAAAAAUAAAUGUAAAUCAUAAGCAGUCAACAUUUUAAACAACACCACGGUUUCUUUUUGUUGUUUGCUCUUGUAUCUUUCUCUCUGUUGGAAACAUGUCAAGUCGUUCUGUUUUUAUAACCAAACACAGACCAUGUUCACGUUUCUGUUUUCCACCAUCUUCCUUCUUUCCUUCUGUUGAUGAAGCAACACUAAAGAAAAGGCAACAUGGAAGCAAUCAAGCAACCCAUCGGUGUGUAGUUUUGCCUAUAUACAUAGUUCAUACACGUUGAUACUGCAUGUUUAUACAAAAUACUGUACAUAAGAGCAUGUUUUAGAGACGAAGCAAAAAUAUCUCGUGUACGUAAAUGGGUGUCAUUUGUCAUUUUAAUAACACGACGAAGGGAUUAAAAGAAAAAAAAGAUGCACUGUAUAUUUUCUAAAUGAAACAAAUGUGUAUUUAUUUUCCAUGAGGGUCAUUGGAGAGAAUGUCAUACAGUACAAAUAUUACAGGACUAUUACUAAUAAGAACCUUUCCACGCCUGAAAAAAGCAAGUGUGUCGUCCAGUACCGUGUGUGAGUUCAUGUAGGAUGAAAAUGUAGCCGCAUGCUUGCUAUCUAAUUCCUUGUGAUCAAAACAGUUUUUUAAUUUGAUGCCAUUUAUCUGCCAUGCAUUUCGUUUCAGCUCUUAUCUGAAGGCCAAUGUUUGACUUGUUUUUAAAUACUGUUAUUGCUUUUUUAAAUAAUAUGUUUUUGGUUUUUAAUGUGUGGAAUCUGGGGUUGUCCAAGUCCAUAAGAUUUUCUAACAGCAGAUUUGGCAUGGUGUUGUUUUUUCUUCUGAAAUAACUAAAGAGAAGAAGGUUAAAUAAUUCUGCAAUCUGUAGGUGGAUUGUAGGCGUUAUUAUUUGUGCCAGUACAGACCCAGAACGAAGUCUGUUGGAUCACAUCUUUAUGUACAAUUCAUUUCCAGGGGCCAAAAAGAUGAAUAAGAUGAACACAAACGACUUGGAAUCCCUUCUUCUCUCCGUCUUUCCUUUUUCUUUUUUUCUUUUCCGUGUCUAUUUAAACGACCUGAAACCCUUCACGACUGUGUCUCUUUUACUGUGUUGAUUAUACGAUAACGUGUACGUGUAUUAUACAAGAUAAAUGAAUAAGAUAAAACUAAAGCCAUAAAACUCAAGCACUAACUCUUUAGAGCUCAGCUGAGUCGCUAGAGUUUAUUUAAUAAUGAAGAAAAAGAAAAAAGAACAUGUGACGUCUUUGGUUUUUUUUCCUUGGCCAGUGUUUCUCUUUUACAUUCCGCUCAGAGGUCUUUGUUCAUCGAGGGGGCAAACUCCAUGUCACUGUACAUACGUGAGCGUCGGGAACAGUUGUGACUUUAGUAGAGUGACUGUGUGUUUUUCUACUUUCAGAGCUGUUGAUGUCCUUGUUUCAUAGAGGUAGCUGAUUUUACAGUAUUGUGAUUAGUAAUGUAUAUGCCUCGUUUUGAUAGUAUGAAUAAUAGAUACAGUAUCUCUCCUCACUAAUACUGCGAAAAUGAUAUUAUAUAUAUAUUUAUAUAUAUAUAUAUAUAUAUAUAUGUAUAUAUAUAUAUAUAAAUACGAGAGUGUGCUCUAUUCUUGGGCCGAGUGCAAUUUAUGAACCGGACUGGGUCGCUCUUUGAGUUUCUCUUCUGCCGCUUCAGCAGCCGAGUGCGUGCAGUGAAAAACAAUCUGCUGCUGACGCGAAGCUUUUUGUUGGUUUCACUUUGCAAACGUCUCAAACGAUUGAGUUCGAGUCCCGACAACAUUAAAGCAACGAGAGAGAAACUCAGUUGAGCGUCGCCCGAGUUUUCGGUCUGAAUCCCUCCCAUAGAACUAUGCAUUAAGUUAUGAUUUUCACAAGAACAUGUGGCAUAGUUUCAAAAUAAUAUAAAAGUAUAUGACAAUAUAGAAGUUAUAACUGAUGUCACCCACACUAUGUGGGAUACAAGGAAGAGUUUCUAAAUUUAGAGAAAUUUCCUCUCUUGCAAAGAAUUAGAUUAGAAGAUUGAUACGAGUCCCAUGUGCUUAAUAUGAAGAUGGAGCCAGGAGAUGUUAGCUUAGCUUAGCAAAAACACUGGAAACGGAGGGAAACGAUUAGCCUGACGAUGUGGAAAGAUAAAAUACAACUAUGAGCAUCAGGAAGACUCCAGGAAGUUAUUACACUGGGACAGGAAGUAGCUUCACUUUUAGAUUCUAGGGUUGUUUUUUUUAUUAUUUGCUUAUUUUUUUAGAAAUAGGAUAAAAUAUUUAUUUGAGUUUUUUUCCGUUUAUUUUAAAAAUGAGACAUAGCAUUUAAAUGAGCUGAUAUUUUCACUUUUUCAGAGCCGGACCUGCUGUUUUCUCUCUUUUCCUUGUUGUACGUGUAAAGCUCAGCUAACUGUGUCCUGGCUCCACACAAACGACUCAAUCAAUCUUCUCAUCUAACUUGUCAAGAGAGCGAAUGAGUGUGUUUUCCCCAAAUCUCCAUUUCCACCAGUUUACCUCAGUCUCUUGAGUUUCUCCUCUGAAGUAAACUGCCUCCUCUCUCGCCCCCGGCAACGAUCUUCAGCUCUGCCGUGCGACGCUGCCGCACUAAUAUUUAAUGCAAUAUUAUAAUGUCCCAUCAAUACUGACUGUGACCAAAUGAUGCACUGAUGAGUGUAAUUCAAGAUUUCAGAAAUACUGCCACUACCUGGUGACAGUCGCCUGCGUCUGUUUGACUUGAACCCGUCACACGACGAGGCGAAUGUGAUCCCGGGUAAAUUUACAGCACACUUUAGAGAUUCAUUUCUUGUUUCCCUUCUCCGCUCGUGUCACCGCAGUCACAUGACCAUGAAGUUCUAUGGGGGACUGGGAGCUGUGUGAGAGUGCGUGCGUGCGUGUGUGUGUGUGUGUUUAAAUAGAUGUAGGCCCUUUAGCAGACACGGUGCAAAAACACAACACUGGAAUAUAAUGAUUACAAUAUACAGUACAGGUCUGCAUGCAUUGGUCACAUUACUCAUUGUUUAACGUGAAUCUCUCUGCGUGUAACCAUUUUAAAUGCGGGGGUUAACGUGUUCUGUUGACAGCUGCGUAGACGUAUAUGACGUUCUGCACAAAUGCAUCUGAAACUGUGGCGUUCCAGCUGUGCCAGGACGGUUUUAGAGCACCCGUCACGCAGCAGCCAUUUGUGUUUCCUCUCCUGUUUUUGUUUUAAACAAACGCUGGGAUUCAAAAAAGGGAAAUCAUCCGCCACCUUGUCAAAAUGUGUCGAGACGCCUGUCAGCAGGUAAAGACACGGUAAUGAAACACGCCGUCUUGUCUCCUCUAUUACUCUCUGUAUUUCUUCUUUGUAUUCUUGUGCACAUGUGUAAUCACUCCUUCUGUCUUUUCUUUCUUUACUUUGAAUCUUGUGAUGUGUACGUCUAAUGUAGAAUGCAGGACUGUGUUUGAAUCGAUGCCGGAGAUGCGUCACCACGACGUUUCCAGGUUUUGCUUUCCGUUGGUGUCUUUGUCCUGUUUAUGUGUUACCAGCGAUGUCCCAUCAGUGUUGUGAUGCUGAAUAGGAAGCGGACUCAUCGGGGUCUCCGGUGAAUCUGCUUUCGCUGAGCGAAAAGAAUGCCGGCCUUCAUGUUUACAACAUGGACAUACUGUAUACUGCCAAACAUGCAGGACCGAACCAAACUCCCCCUCUUGAGCGCUUAGUCCUCCACCUCAUCCCUGAUGCAGCUGUAUUCUCAAGACUCUUUUGGUUUGACUUCUAUUUUCCCACCUCUUUCUCUUCUUCGUCAUCUUUUCAAGCAUCGGAGGGCAGCCAGGUCGUGUCCUCUAGCUGUGUUUCUUCGUGUCUAGUGUCGUGGUGCGCGUGUUCAUGUCAGUACUUGUGCCUACUGUGGAUCGCAUGCUUUAGCCCUUGACUGGACACAAACGUUGCUCACAAACUCCUCUUGACCCUUGUGUGGACAAACGUUGGGGAUCCUUAUAAAGUCAUCAAGGGAACCAAAUAACUUAUUACAAAUUUAUCAUAUGUGUUACCAGUUCUGUAAAAAAACAAAUAGGAAAUAAAGGCCUUUUAAUUACCAUGA